Messenger RNA from Diospyros lotus (date-plum), 910 nucleotides. RefSeq lists its product as uncharacterized. The record is from RefSeq and is a predicted model, not a curated record. Gene Ontology annotation, molecular function: metal ion binding. Gene Ontology annotation, cellular component: chloroplast. Lineage: Eukaryota; Viridiplantae; Streptophyta; Magnoliopsida; Ericales; Ebenaceae. The transcript has 4 exons. The coding region runs from base 111 to 725 and encodes 204 amino acids.
GGACAGUUGACAUAACGCCUUUAAUGUAGAUAAGGUGACUCUAAAGAGGUCAGUAGUAACAGUCCGCUCUUCUCUAUUGGUAUUUCGGAUGAUAAACUGACCAAGCAACAAUGGCCACAGUCUCAGGAUUUUCCUCUCUCUGUUCAAUUUGUCAAGCCAAUUCUCGCAUUUCUUCUUCUUCUUCCUCUUGUCCGAGCAUUCCACGUGGAGUGGUUCAUCUCCAAGGCCAUGGAGGAAGCGUUAAUCGCAUUCAUUCUAGUCUGGCAGUGGCAUUGAGCAGCAAGAAGCAUUUGCAGAGGAGGAGGGGGAGAAAGAUGAUCAGUUUGGCAGCGGAAGAUGAUGCCCAGAUCCCAGAACAAGCUGAGUCAGAGGACGGUAACAACACUGACAAUACAGAGCAAGCACCACAAGAAGAACCCGCCGCCGCCGAUCUGCCGGUUUCAGUUCCGGUCUCGCCUUCUGACGUCCUCUCCAUGUUCUUUCAGGCAGAAGGAACAAUGAAUGAAACAGCUAUUCCUGCAGUGACCAAUGCUUUGCAGGAAACAGAAGGUGUCACCAAUUUGAAAGUUCAAGUUGCAGAGGGCAUUGCAACUGUUGAGUUAACAAAGCAGACAACGAUACAAGCUACAGGGGUGGCAUCCAACUUGGUUGAGAUCAUACAAGGCUCGGGAUUCAAGCUCCAGACGAUAAACUUGAGCUUUGAGGAUGAAGAUGACAUCAUCUAGUUCUCAUAUUCUGAUGCAUCUGUUCAAACCUAGCAAAGAAAGGGAACUUUGGACUAAAUGGAGCUCUUCACCAGAAUUUUGCAGGGUAGGCUGAUGUUGGCGAGUUAAUUGUUGUACUGAUCAUUUAUCAUACUUGGUUCCAUUUACAGCUUCUAUUACAUGGUGUUCGUUAACUUCUUCUUGUA